AUGGAGAUAUUGGAGAAGAAGAGAAAAAGAAUUUAUGCAGAAGGGCCAGAUUUCGGCAACGCCAAAAGAUGGGUCCGGCAACGCUUCCUCGGCGCAGGACAAUUCGGGACAGUUUUCUUGGCUUGUCCGGCGAAACCAGGUUCCAAAAUGCCGCCGGUUAUGGCCGUGAAGUCGGCGAGGCUCUCGGAAUCUGCCGACUUGGUUAAAGAAAGUCGACUUCUCAAGAAGUUCAAGAACUGCCCGUUUAUCAUCGACACUUACGGCAGCGACGUGACUAAAGAUCUUGAAGGUGAAGAGGAGUUGUUCAACGUUCUACUAGAGUUUGCACAAAGAGGAACCCUAGAGGAUUGGAUUCAGAAACUCAAGAACUUGGGGCUGCAUGAGGCACACGUAAGGAGGUAUACGCAGUCACUCUUGAAGGGCCUCAAGUACAUGCAUGGCAAGGGUUUUGUUCACUGUGACAUUAAGCCUGCCAAUGUGUUGCUAGUGCGUGAAGGUCCUGACGAUACCGGGUUUGGUUCUUACGUGGCGAAGAUCGGGGAUCUAGGGCUGGCAAAGAAGGCUGACAAGUACAAUCUGAUGAAGCGUUCUGAUUAUAUAAAUGGCACUGAAUUGUAUAUGUCUCCAGAAGUGUCACUUGACAACGUUCAGGAGCCUCCGGCAGAUAUUUGGGCAUUAGGCUGCACUGUUCUGCAGACCUUGACAGGGAUGGAGUACUGGGAUGUGAGCACUAACUGUAAAGAGGGCUGCGGGGUUCGGAUUGAUGCUCCGGUCAUCCCGGAAAGGCUAAGCAACGAGGCAAAGGAUUUCUUGGGGAAGUGCUUCAUAUUGAACCCUUUGGAGAGGUACACGGCUGAGAUGCUUUUGAAGCACCCUUUUGUGUGCAACAGUUUGCCAAUUUGGACAGUCUCUCGUGAUCAAUUGGUUCCAAGAAGACGAGUGUGCCAAGAACCAGCUGCAAUUCCUCUGGUGGGUGCAGUAGUGUAA
This is a messenger RNA of Fragaria vesca subsp. vesca, 987 nucleotides long. RefSeq names its product mitogen-activated protein kinase kinase kinase 2-like. Gene Ontology annotation, molecular function: ATP binding; protein kinase activity. NCBI's taxonomy places the organism in Eukaryota, Viridiplantae, Streptophyta, Magnoliopsida, Rosales, Rosaceae. The record is from RefSeq and is a predicted model, not a curated record. The transcript has a single exon. Gene Ontology annotation, biological process: protein phosphorylation. Bases 1 to 987 code for a protein of 328 amino acids.